AUGGCAACUGGAGAAAAUGAGAGAGUCAAGGAACCAAUGCUACCUCAAAGGUCUCCUAAUGCAGUACGUUGUUGUAAAAUUAUUGCAGAAUUUAUUGUUAUUUUGAUUGUCUGUGGGAUACUUUCGUUAGGAUUAUCGGUAAUUAUUUGGACUGUUUAUGACAAUGUCGUAUCACCGGAUGUUACCAAUACCACUGUAGAACCUCUGGAAACUACCAGCAUUACAACCACAACAAUGCCAACAACGACUACUAAACCCUUGGCUUGCCAAAAACGAAUCAUUGGAUUUUUUAAUGCAUUUGACGCCAAGGAAAUCACAGCUGCGCGAGUUUCUAAACUAACUCAUGCGGUGUUUGCGAAAAUUCCCAUGGACUACAACGGGGAACUGGGCAUCAAAACACAGGAGACUGAUGAAGCAUUUGAGAAAUUCAAGUCUACCGCAAAAGGUGUGGAAACGGAUGUUAAAGUAAUGAUAUCAAUUUGUGGGAAAACGAGUUAUCGUGAAAUUGCUCAAAAGACUGAAUACACACGAAUAUUCGUAAAUUCCGUUGCAUCGUUCCUUGAAAAUCAUCUAAUAGACGGCGUUGACAUGAAUUGGGAGAGGGAAAAUUAUCAUAAUAAUAUCAACUUGCUCAAGGAGCUUCGAAUCCGUUUGAAUGGGAGUCAAUUGAUUUCUGUGACUCUCCCAUCCCCACCAAAUUCUGGAGCAACUUUUCAAGUGGACGAGAUUUUGAAGUACGCAGAUUUUGUCAAUGUUGUUUCCAUGGGGUAUUAUGAUACGGAUAGAACACGGACUGGUCCGAUUUCUCCGUUAUAUUCUGGAUUCGAUGGAUGGAAAAAGCUGGACGUUAACGCUACAAUGAAGUACUUCAAUAAAGAAGUCAAGAUCUCCGAAAAAUUGAAUAUCGUUAUUCCAUUCUUUACGAGGAUUUGGAGUAAUGCUAUAGACGUUGUGGAGCCUGGAAGAGAAAUGUUUAGGGAUGCUCAAAAUGAAUUUUCUCAGGUUCCAUUUAGCAAAAUGAAAGAAGACGGUUGGACAGAACAUAAAACUUCUUGGGAUAAAAAGUCGAAGUCUUCUUACAUCUACGAUUCAGAAACUAAAACUUUUUUGACAUUCGAAAACGAAGAAAGCAUAUCCUGGAAACUUCAGUUUAUCAGAGAGGAAAACUUAGGAGGAUUAUGGAUCCGUUUUAUGGAUAUGGAUGACGAUGAGAACACUCUUUUGAAUUCUGUUACUAAGUUGUGUUAA
Molecule: messenger RNA, 1248 nt
Organism: Caenorhabditis briggsae
Lineage: Eukaryota; Metazoa; Nematoda; Chromadorea; Rhabditida; Rhabditidae
Exons: 4
Coding region: 1-1248 (415 amino acids)
Biological process (GO): carbohydrate metabolic process
Molecular function (GO): chitin binding; hydrolase activity, hydrolyzing O-glycosyl compounds
Source: RefSeq, a predicted model, not a curated record